Messenger RNA from Medioppia subpectinata, 570 nucleotides. NCBI's taxonomy places the organism in Eukaryota, Metazoa, Arthropoda, Arachnida, Sarcoptiformes, Oppiidae. The record is from the annotation of a GenBank genome assembly.
AUGUUAACCGUGUGGACACAAACACGUCAGACUCCGGCCCAAUGUCGGGGUCUAUGUUCGCGAGUGCGCUGCGCGAGUGGGCCCGGGCGUCAAGUUUGCCAAAGUAUACGUGGGGCCACUUUCCUGGCCUACAAUCCCGACAAAUGCCAGUGUUGUCAACAGUGCGUUAAAUUCAGAUAUGAAGGGCAAAGCUGUGGGGUUGAAAACUCAAUAGCCCCGGUCCGGUGCGCUGAGGGAUUAGUUUGCGAUCGGAGUCGUAUCAGUUGCGUAGCGACCCGUCGCCCCGGAAAACGAUCACUGACACAGUUGGUUUCGGGCGCCACCAAAACCAAAGCCGAGUGUAAGCGUAUGUGUAUGGCUGUCAGGUGCGCACCGGCCGACCCAACCAAAUGCGCUGCCAUAUCUAACUCGGUGUAUUUGGACUACGCGCCCGAAUUAUGCCGGUGCUGUUCCGUAUGCCAAGUAAAUCUCAGUGUGGGCCAAAACUGUGCGCCAGAAUUACGCUUGAGCAAAAAGUGUAAUCCAGGAUUGACCUGCGAUAUCAACACCAAGCUAUGUGUUAAACAAUAA